Molecule: messenger RNA, 1897 nt
Organism: Diospyros lotus (date-plum)
Lineage: Eukaryota; Viridiplantae; Streptophyta; Magnoliopsida; Ericales; Ebenaceae
Product: plastidal glycolate/glycerate translocator 1, chloroplastic
Exons: 8
Coding region: 90-1652 (520 amino acids)
Source: RefSeq, a predicted model, not a curated record
AACCUCCAAAACAAAUGAAGAAAUGAAAAUGCCGUCUCUCUCUCUCUCCCUAAGAGGCACAAACCAGCGCUCUCUCAUCCGUAUUUUCCAUGGCCGCCUCAACGGUUCAGUGGAAUCUGUCUCUCUCCCUUCCCUCUCCCCACCACCACCAUCCAAAAUUCUUCCGCGACAAUUGUCUGACAUCUCUGAAAUGCCAUUUUGGCAUCCAUUCAAAAGCACUACCAGUUGCUUUCAAUGGAAACUUCCUCGAAGCCACACGCCCCAUUAGAUUUGCCGGCAUCCAUUCCAAGUUUCCCCAACCGGGUAUUCGCAGAGCUCACUUUACUCAGAGAAUUCAGGCCAACGCCAUGGGUUCCGCCAGUGGUUCUCCUUCCACGAGCCUUCAAAGUGUCCUGGGUGUGCUGCAUUUGAUUGUCUCGCUUGGGAUCAUACUGGCCAUGGAUAAGGUUUUGAAGAAGGUUUUUGUGGCAGCUGCCAUUAAAUUCCCUAGUGCCCUGGUUGGGAUGUUUUGUGUAUUCACCGUUCUGACGAUUCUUGAUUCUACUGUUCCUGCUGCUGCAACCAGUUUGAUGAACUUCUUUGAGCCUGCAAUCUUGUUUAUCCAGAGGUGGCUUCCACUGUUCUAUGUUCCAUCCUUGGUGGUACUUCCAAUUGCCGUUAAAGAUAUUCCUGCUGCUUCCGGGGUUAAGAUUUGUUUCAUUAUAGCUGGAGGCUGGCUAGCUUCACUUUGUGUUGCUGGUUUUACAGCUAUAGCUGUAAGAAAAAUGGUAAAAACUGAAAUGAUACCUGCUGAGCCUAUGUCAAGACCAUCUCCUUUCUCUAACUUAGAGUUGUGGAGUUGGGCUGGGAUUUUCCUUAUAUCGUUUGUUGCGGCACUAUCAUACCCAACAGCACUUGGAACGAAUGCGAGAACAUGCCUUCCUUUCCUACUGGCAUCUACUGUGCUAGGCUAUAUGGUUGGUUCUGGGUUGCCAUCUGAUGUGAAAAAGGUUUUCCAUCCAAUUAUUUGCUGUGCAGUAUCUGCAGAUCUAGCAGCCUUAGCUUUUGCUUAUCUUUCUCGCUCUGGAAUUGAUCCUGUUCUAGGAUAUUACCUUACAAAGGUCUCAUCUAAUCCUGGAGCUGGAGACAUUCUAAUGGGAUUUUUAGGUUCUGUUAUUAUAUCUUUUGCCUUCUCAAUGUUCAAACAGAGAAAGCUUGUGAAAAGGCAUGCUGCUGAGAUUUUCACGUCUGUCAUCAUUUCAUCCUUAUUCUCCUUGUAUUCUACCGCUCUCAUUGGACGACUUGUUGGAUUGGAACCAUCUUUGACCAUUUCCAUUCUACCCAGAUGUGUAACUGUGGCACUGGCCCUCAGCAUUGUUUCCUUCUUUGAAGGUGCCAAUUCAUCUCUCACCGCUGCUGUUGUGGUAUUAACUGGGCUGGUUGGAGCGAACUUUGUCCAAGCAGUGCUUGAUAAACUCCGCUUCAAUGACCCAAUUGCUCGAGGGAUUGCAACUGCAUCUAGUGCUCACGGACUGGGAACUGCAGCAUUGUCAGCAAAGGAACCCGAGGCUCUCCCAUUUUGUGCCAUCGCUUAUGCUCUAACUGGUAUAUUUGGUUCUCUUAUUUGCUCUGUUCCGGCUGUCAGACAAAGCUUGCUUGCAGUGAUCGGUUAGAACAAUUAACACUUCAGUUAGUCCUUUGUCACACAUUGUUGGUGAUCAACUUAAUGUUGUUAUCAUAUUCCAGUGUUCUAUGUUAGACCAACGUUAAAGCCCUUAAUUGAGUGGAGUUAGAUCAUGCUUCCAUUAGUAGGGACGCAGCUUGUGCUCUUUGCUGAGACUGGACUCCUUUCACAAGCAUCUGUGUACAGGGACAGCAAUGGCCUCAAUAUAGUAUUAGUAAAAAAUAAAUUAUUAAA